Nannospalax galili (Upper Galilee mountains blind mole rat) is the source of this 2935-nucleotide messenger RNA. RefSeq names its product ADP ribosylation factor GTPase activating protein 2 (gene Arfgap2). The transcript has 16 exons. The record is from RefSeq and is a predicted model, not a curated record. The coding region runs from base 203 to 1759 and encodes 518 amino acids. Gene Ontology annotation, molecular function: GTPase activator activity. Lineage: Eukaryota; Metazoa; Chordata; Mammalia; Rodentia; Spalacidae. Gene Ontology annotation, biological process: COPI coating of Golgi vesicle.
AGCGUUCACUCACGCCCUUUGUCGAGCUGCUGACGUCUUGUUUCGGUCCAGCCGGCUGCUCAUUGGUCCAGAUCUAGUCCAAUCACUCCACCCCUCGGCUGGCCAGGGCUUUGCCGAGGCCAAGCGGUUAGCCCGCCUUCUGCGCGCGGAUUGGCCCGCAACGGGACCCAUCAGUCUCGAUUGUGUCUAGGAAGGAGAGAAAAUGGCGGCGGAGCCGAGCAAGACUGAAAUCCAGACUCUUUUCAAGCGACUCCGCGCAAUUCCCACCAACAAGGCCUGUUUCGACUGCGGCGCCAAGAGUCCAAGUUGGGCCAGCAUCACGUAUGGUGUUUUUUUGUGCAUUGACUGCUCCGGAGUGCAUCGCUCCCUGGGUGUCCAUCUCAGCUUUAUCAGGUCCACAGAGUUGGAUUCGAACUGGAGCUGGUUGCAACUGAGGUGUAUGCAGGUCGGGGGAAAUGCCAAUGCGACUGCCUUUUUCCGACAGCAUGGGUGUGUGGCCAGUGAUGCCAACACCAAAUAUAAUAGCCGAGCUGCGCAGAUGUACCGAGAUAAAAUCCGCCAGUUGGGGAAUGCAGCCCUGGCUAGGCAUGGCACUGAUCUUUGGAUUGAUAACAUGUACAGUGCUCCUAGUCAUUCUCCAGAGAAGAAAGACUCUGAUUUCUUCACAGAACACACUCAACCCCCUGCCUGGGACACAACAGCCACUGAGCCUUCAGGAACUCAGCAGCCAUUCUCACCAUCAGAAAGCCUGGCACAGCCUGAGCAUGGCCCCAACACUGACCUACUUGGCACCUCACCCCAAGCCUCUCUGGAACUGAAAAGCUCCAUCAUUGGCAAGAAGAAGCCAACAGCAGCUAAGAAAGGGCUUGGUGCCAAGAAAGGCCUAGGGGCCCAGAAGGUGAGCAACCAGAGCUUCAGUGAGAUUGAGCGGCAGGCCCAGGUGGCAGAGAAGCUCCGAGAGCAGCAGGCAGCAGAUGCUAAGAAGCAGGCAGAGGAGUCCAUGGUUGCCUCCAUGCGGCUGGCUUAUCAGGAGCUCCAGAUUGAUCGAAAGAAGGAAGAGAAAAAGCUACAGAACCUUGAAGGAAAGAAGCGAGAGCAGGCUGAAAGGCUGGGCAUGGGCUUGGUAUCCCGAAGCUCCAUUUCCCACUCUGUGCUAUCUGAGAUGCAAGUGAUCGAGCAGGAAACCCCAGUGAGUGCAAAAUCCUCCCGUUCACAACUGGACUUGUUUGAUGAUGUUGGAACUUUCGCCUCUGGACCCCCAAAGUACAAGGACAACCCCUUUUUAUUAGGAGAAACUUUCGGUUCCCGUUGGGAUACAGAUGCGGCCUGGGGUAUGGACAGGAUAGAGGAGAAGGAGCCUGAAGUGACCAUCUCAAGCAUCCGGCCUAUUUCAGAAAGAGCCACAAACUGGAGGGAAGUGGAGAGCCAGAGCUCAGGCCUUGAGUCCAGCGAAGCACGUCAGAAAUUUGCAGGAGCCAAAGCCAUCUCAUCUGACAUGUUCUUUGGGCGAGAGGUAGAUUCUGAGUAUGAAGCCAGGUCUCGGCUACAGCAACUCUCAGGUAGCAGUGCCAUCAGCUCUUCAGACCUUUUUGGGGACAUGGAUGGAGCUCACGGAGGAGGAAGCGUAUCUCUGGGAAAUGUGCUCCCUACAGCUGAUAUUGCCCAAUUUAAGCAGGGUGUCAAGUCUGUGGCUGGCAAGAUGGCUGUGCUGGCCAAUGGUGUGAUGAAUUCCUUGCAGGAUCGCUACGGUUCCUACUGAUCCACACUCUGUGGUUCAGGCCUAUGGUGAUGACAGCAAGAACCCAAAUUCCUAAGCCAGGGAUGCCCACCCUGUGGAACUGGGGCUCUGUUAACUUUCUGUGUGGUGUAUGAGUUGGGUGGCCUUGGAGAAUCUUGGGCAAGGGGAAUGGUCAGCAUAAGCCCUUGUCCUUUGCCUAUGGGUUGAACCCUUGUCCUCAUCCCUCACAUCCUCCCCUCCAUGCUAGUGUGUUUCCUUCCAGUCCUACCCCAAAGCUGCUGCUCACUUGGCCUGCUUGCACUGGGAAUAAGGAGAGGAGUUUCCUCAGGAUGGUUUACUCUGGGUCUAGUUCUUCCCUAUGUAGGGAAAGUAUAAGGCUUUGCGGGCUCUAGGAUCCUUCUAGGUGGUCUGAGGCCUUGGGCCUCUGUCCUCUGGAGACAGGGGAGGCCUAGCAAGAGUUGUGCUGUAAAUCAGUCCUCAGGGAAGAGGUUCUGGACUUGCCACUGCUAUUGCUGCCAGUGGCCUCUUCUGGGUAUCAGGAGAGGAUGGGGGAGGAGAAGGACCCCGGUAACUUACUAAGGGCUAGAACCUUUACCUGGCACUUAAAGGUUUUGUUUAGGAUGAGCAUGGAGGCCUGACUGAUGAUCCUGUCUUACUGCUGUCACUUGAAGGCUGACUUCUGCUAGGUGGCUAACAGCCCUUCCCUAUCAUUGUGGGCCAUGGUACCCUCUGUCCAUGCCCAGGAUUUCCCUUCAACUCCUGUUUGGUGUCCAUGGUGGGUCUCAUCUGCUCUGUGUCCUAACUGGAUGCUGUGAACCUGCUAUUGACUGAGGAAGCUGAGGCCCUGAGAGAAAUAAGCCCCUGGGGCUCAGCUUUUGCCCUCUGCGUCAUUCUGGGCUUAGGGGUCCUGGGCAGCACCCCAACAGUAACAGCAUGAGGGACCUGCAGCUGCAGGCCCCACACUAUGGCAGCUGGGCCAUGCACUGUGUUAUCCUUGGUGCCAUCUUCCCCUGCCAUGCUGGCAGUCUGGGCCCAACCCCUACCUGUGUAUCGCAGGUUGGGCCCCAAGCAACACAGACCACUCUUCCUUCAUGCCUCCUCAGAGGGACAUGACUUUCUUUCAGGACUGUCUGUAUUGAAACAAAGUGGUGUCAAAAUAAAGCCCCCACAGGACCCUGUGGGUCAGUGUCCUCUCCA